GCGUAUUAGAUUUUUCUCGACUUUUUCAUAACAACAAAAUGGUCUCAAUUCCUGGUUCGAUAGGAAAAACCGAUAACCUAUUUAUCUACCUUAUCGGUGGUGAAAUAGGACCUGCACCAGCAGCUGGAUCUAAUGCUACGAAACGGCCUGCAGAUCUAAAUGACAACGUCCUUGGCCACAUUCAAUUUCCAGUGUCUGUACCUGGGAUCGACAUGUCUACGUUGAAUACCUUGCUAAAUGAUUCCUGUAGUCCCACUAAGCUCGACUAUCAAGGUCUCGAAGUUAAUUGGAAUUAUGACGCCAUAUAUGGCACAAUUGUUGCCUCCAUGCACGUUUUCCCUCCAGGUUCUAAUGAUUGUAUAGUUUCACAUGAUUGCAUGUUGACAGGCGCUAAAUUUAAAGAGAAAGCAACAGAAAAAAUUGAAGACAGUGAACAACUAUUUGUAGCAAUUGCGUAUGCAGCAAAACAUUCAUUGCUAACCACAUACAAUAUGAAGAUAACACCCGCUCACAAUGGUAUUGGUUUGAACUUGCAGGCCGAAAUAAUUUUAGACGUGGGGAGAGCUAAAGAGCAAAAUGCUCUGAGCUUAAUUAAAGCUCUUUCGCGUAAUAUUAACGUCGAAAAUUUUAAACUUGAUGAACGUCCUUUCAAGAAAAGCAAGAAAACAGCUGCAUCAUCCUCGAGUUCGAUUCCUUUGACUAUGCCUUCUACUACAUCUCCCUCUAUUACAUCCCCUUCGACCGUGUCUUCUUUAAUUGUAUCUUCUUCAACUGUAUCUUCGGCUGAACCUUUGUUAAUAUCUCAUCCGAUCCCAAGCCAACCUCAAACAAAUACUUCCAGAGAACUACACACCCCAUUUACAACUCCACCCAACCCAGUUGACGCAUCCUUGUCAGCAUUUUAUGCUAAUUUGCAUCCGGUUGUCUCAAGCGAAUAUCUUGAGCAAUAUACAUCGCCAGAGAUUGCUUCAUUAUUGACACCAUUCCAAACGCAGAACGUCAGGUGGAUGAUCGAAAGAGAAGGUCAUUCGGCAACAGAUACUGGUGAAAUUAUCCAACUUCCACAAAAUCACAGACCUCUUCCGCUUUUAUACACUGGUACUCAUACAGACGAUACGAGUGGAGUGUAUUACGAUAUGUAUCGAAAAGUAGAAAGCACAAACAGGGCUGAAAUUGAAAAAUUGACAGAUGUUUCAUUAAAAGGCGGUAUUCUUGCUGAUGAAAUGGGUUUAGGAAAAACAGUCAGUGUCUUGGGCCUUAUUACAAAACAUCAAUUAAAUAUAAAUGAUCCGUCCCAUCCAAGCCCUUCAAAAUUUCCUACAUUGACGGUUUCCAAAGCAACACUUAUCAUUGCCCCAUGUGCUAUCAUGUCUCAGUGGGCUUCGGAAAUAAGGAAGCAUACGCCCGAUCUUACAGUUUACGAAUAUGCAGGAGUAGUAGAUGAUCCCAUUGAUGCCGAAAGCCUUUCUAAAUACGAUAUUGUCUUGGUGUUUUAUGAAACUUUCAGAACGGAAAUCGCCCAUUCACAAGCACCUCCAAAGCGAUCACGUCGAUAUGCCGUUAAAUACGAGUUUGCCGUCAGUCCAUUAGUUUCUAUCCUUUGGUUUAGAUGCGUUCUUGAUGAAGCGCAAAUGGUGGAAACGGUAACAGGAAACGUCGCAAAAAUGGCGAACAUGAUUCCUCGAUGGUAUUCCUGGGCAGUGACAGGCACACCUUUGAAAAAAGGAUUCAACGAACUUUUCGGAUUAUACAAUUUUAUACAACCGGACAAGUACAUCAGCAGACAGGGUCGCCAUUUUGAUAACCUUGUCCUCAAACCUGAAAAUAAGGGAUUGUUUUUUGAAUAUACAAAAGCUACUAUGCGCAGAAAUACCAAAGCGGCAUUGACUUCACAAGUUGUUAUUCCUAAACAAACUCGCCACGUUGUCCAUAUCCCUUUUUCAACAAUUGAACAGCAUUAUUACGAAGAUCUUUAUAGGCGAUGCAAAUAUGAACUUAAAUUUGAUUGGAUGGACAGUAUUGGAUGGGAACUUCCAGCAAAUGCAUCUGACACUAACAAAGCAAUAUUUAGCGAAAUCAAGUCUAAAAUGAGGCCAUGGUUACUUGCAUUGAGACAAAAUUGUAUCCACCCUUCGGUUAUUGCGAAUAUGGCAUAUAAAUUAGGAAAUCUAUCGACCCUGGUGGCCAAUGGCAGAAAAGUCCAAUCUAUGACAGAUGUUUUAAAGGAUAUGGAAACCACCGCAAGCACUACUUGCGAUAAUAACCAAUAUUCAUUUUAUAACGUAAAAUUGACACGUGGUGGUAUGUAUGAGGUAAUGCAUGAUUGGCAAAAGGCGUAUGAUAUCUACAAAAGUUCAAUUCCGGAAAUGAAGAUUUUGAUUCAGUCUUGCGCCAAAAAGAUUCGGUCACUUUCUGACCUCGACGAAGAGGCUAUCGACGACGAUGAAGGAAAGAAAGAUAAAUCCACUUCCGCAGGUUGGGCUUAUCAUCGAUGGAAUCUACUCUUACAUCGAUAUUAUCAUUAUCUUGCUGAAGUAUGCCAUAAAUUAAAUUUAAAUGAGGAGGAAGAAAUAUAUCAAAGCCAAGCUUCUGAUAUCCGUCUUCUAUUAUUGGAAAAGUAUAACAAGAAGCUUAAAGUCGCAAUGUGUGAGUUAGGACAGAGUGGACGCCGUAUGAAAAGUAGAGAUGAACACUAUGUCGGAGCACGAGCAAUUGAGGAGGAUCUUUUGAAAUUUAAGGAUUAUUCGGAAGAAGAAAGUGAUGACAAUGACGAAGGGUAUGGCGAUACAAAAGAAAGGGACCGUGAUGUUAACAUGCUUCAAAACUUGAAGCAAAUCGGAGAUGUAUUGGAUAAACAGUACGAAAGGAUAUUAUACCUUCGAAAUGAAAUUACUAAAUUGCUGGAAACCCCAGUAAUUGAUAACAGUACAGUAGAAGAUACCACUGGUGAUAUGUUUGAUGACAUUGUUAAGGAGCAAUCAUCGACACAGUCUUACAUCACAGCCUAUCAGAAUCUCUUACAGGACCGAAAGUUCAUCAUAAGAGGAACGCUAAACGCAUCAUCACUAGUGACAAAAAAUUAUGACGAAUUUGAGAGUGACGAAUCCGUACAGAUAGACGCUGCGGAAAUCAAUUUCAGAAAAUCGUUGAGAUCACCUGGUUUUCAAAUCGAGUGCAUCAAGGAUUUGGAGCGCUUUUUAAGGACAUUAAAGACAACAAUGAAAGGCUGUGAGUCUGAGCAAGAGUAUCUUGUUCUUGAUGAAAACCAACAAUGGCUGAAAAAGCACAUUUCCAUUCAAAACAAGCUUGUAGAUGACAUGGAAUCAGACGUUAGAAGGAUAUCACAAGCAUUCAAUAACCGACUUGUAGUUAUUGAUUAUCUUCAAAAAAUAUCAGACACUUUGGUGUACUGGAGACAUAUCAAUCCUCAGUCAGAAAUAAAAAGGCUGUCUUCCCUGGAAGCCACAAUACAAAGAGAUAUUAUCAACAGUCAGUCUCGUGAUUUGUAUUUUAAGGCGUUGGCUGAAGAACACAAAAAUCUUAAGAACCCUGACGAGAAGAUAACUAAGGAUUGCUUAAUAUGUGAAGAGCCCAUUGAAAAAGGAAUGAUUACUUAUUGUGGGCAUGUAUCAUGUAAUGACUGUGGUCUUAUCUGGUUUAACCGAAAUCAAAGAUGUCAUACUUGCAAUUCACCCGUUAGACAUAACGAAUGGUACAAUGUUUCGUACAAAGAGAUGGAGAUGCGCGAUAAAGAUGCCAGAAGUAAUGAUAACAAUAAUAAGUCUACUAGCAGUUGUAGUGACGAAGAUAACGAGAAAAGCCGAGAACAGCUGAAUACACUUAUUCAAAAUAUUAAUACAGUAAAUAUAAUACCGGGUCAAGGGGCAAAACUUGACAGUAUCAUCCGACACAUCAAAUUUAUAAAGAACGAGUCAAACGGAAAGUGUGUUGUAUUCUCCCAAUGGGUCCAAGUUCUCGAAAUGCUUAACAAGGGCCUUAAUAUAAAUGGAGUAAAAUGCGUUACUUUAAACAAAGGUGCAAAUAAUAGCGAUAUCGUAUCCAGUUUUCAGAAAGAUGAAAAUAUCAAUGUCAUCCUUUUACAUGCAAGAAGCCAAUCGAGUGGGCUAACGUUAAUUGAAGCGCAGACCGUAUUCAUUGUUGAACCUGUAUUUAACGAAAGUCUUGAAAAGCAAGCUAUCAAUCGUGUUCAUCGUAUUGGACAAACUAAAGAGACAAGCGUUUUUUGGUAUAUUGUUCAAGAUACCAUUGAGGAACGUAUCCAGGCCAUUCAUGAUAGAAAACGUAAUUUAAAUAACGUUGAUAUCGACGAUGAUCUUGCUUUAUCGAAACUGACAGACGGGGGAGGUGAAGUUGUAGCUGAUGAUGACAUUCGUCUUUGUUUUACAAGUAACGAGAAUGUCUUAAUCGGAAAUAUUUAAGCAUCAACCUACAAUACAAUGUAGAGCAAUAAACUAAUAUCUUAUAUAUUUGCACACCAAUGCAAAUCGUCAUUUA
Mucor mucedo is the source of this 4515-nucleotide messenger RNA. RefSeq names its product SNF2 family N-terminal domain-containing protein. The record is from RefSeq and is a predicted model, not a curated record. Gene Ontology annotation, molecular function: ATP binding; ubiquitin protein ligase activity; ATP-dependent chromatin remodeler activity. Gene Ontology annotation, cellular component: nucleus. NCBI's taxonomy places the organism in Eukaryota, Fungi, Mucoromycota, Mucoromycetes, Mucorales, Mucoraceae. Gene Ontology annotation, biological process: protein polyubiquitination; DNA damage response. The transcript has 9 exons. Bases 39 to 4439 code for a protein of 1466 amino acids.